Messenger RNA from Dimorphilus gyrociliatus, 2806 nucleotides. The record is from the annotation of a GenBank genome assembly. NCBI's taxonomy places the organism in Eukaryota, Metazoa, Annelida, Polychaeta, Dinophilidae.
GGUUUUUCGUCUUAUUUAUCACUGUUCGAUAAUAAUUAAAUGAUAGGGUAAAGAAAAUUUUUACAAUUUUAAUAUAACUUUUAUACUGUAUGACCUAUUUGCUGCCUAAUGAAGACACUGAUCUCCGUUCGGAUUGUCACGGACGAACAUUAUACUUCCUUAAAUCUUUCUUUUGUUCAAGGGAAGUGGAACAUACUAAUUUUCAACUAUACCAAAUGGAACAAUUAUAUGGAAAGAAGAGGAUAAGAAAAUGUAAUAUUUUCAACUCUCAAUUAAUAUUUAUAUUAAUGGGAAGUUGAUUUUAUACAUAAGACAUCGAUUGAUAAUUGAUAACAAUUGUCUGAUAAGUAAUAGAUAGGAGAACUAUUCAAAUUUAUUUGUGAUAAGACGAACCUGACAUCAUCAAGCAGUUACAACUUAUGAUUAAAGCCGUUUUUUGCAAUCAUACCCUUUUUUGACUGAGACAGUCUAAUAGUGUGAAAAUAAAAACGCCCCUUAUGAGUAAAUAAUACAGAGAAUUUACUAUGAGAAGAUAAGAUAGAUAAAGCAUACGUAGGCACAAAAGAUGAUAGAGGGAAAAGAGAAUUUAUCACGCAUACAGCUAGUCAAUAAGGUAUAAUUUAUAAUUUAAAAACUAACCAAUUAAUUAAGUGUGUUCAUUGUCUAAAUUAAGAUACUGUUAAAAAUAUGUAAACUUUAUAGCAUUUGUCAAUUUAUCAGCAAAUAUGUACAAUCUAUUAAAUUUUAACUGGCUUAUAUGAUAUUUUCUUUCAUUCGUUUCAAAAAGAAGUAGAAGAAAAGAGCAUCCCUGCGAAAGAGAGGAUAUGUUUUAUCAAAUUCAAUUACAUCCAAUUUUUUUUCUUCUCUUAUUUAUAAUCAAUUAUGUACAUUGUAACAAUGUAAAUUUGGCUAUAGGCCUUCCUGUUGUAGCAUCAUCGAGAUUCAAUGACAGCUUUUUACCCGAAUUUGGAAAUGAUAAUCUAAAAACUAACACUACCACUAAUCCUCUGUAUGCAUUAACAGUGUUAGUUGGUGAAAGCCGAUACAAAGUUGGGAAAUUUCACUAUCAAUAGUCAACAAUAUUUGAUGGAUGAGAUAAACCAGGAAAUAUGCGUAAAGAGUACAAGUGACUUUAACAAAGAACAACAAACUUCAAGCUUUUAUUAUCGUUGUUAUGAGACAACAUGUACAGGUUCUUUUCUAACAAUAAUAUCCAAUGGUUGUGAGUUGGGAUUAUCGCAUUUUAAAGCUAUGGGUACUGUUGUGAAAUUAUUGGAUUAUCAAAUUAUAAAUUCAAUUGAGACAAAGUCGUUUAAUGGUACAAAGAAUGUCAAUGUAUUAUUCGAUAAUCUGUAUAGUACUUACCUCCAAGAAAAAUGGUUUAUCAGAUUGGAUUUUCAAAAUCCAAUUACAAUUAGGGCACUUUUCGUUGACGUUGUACAGACUGAAGAUGAAAUGGUUUUUGAAAAUUUCUACGUUUCUGUCAAUUGGAUUCCAGUUUCAGAAUUGAAUUCCAACCAGGAUUAUUGCGUCAAAAAAUAUACUGCUCCAAUUGUAGACGUUGGAUAUUUUACUUAUAUAUUCAAUUGUAUUCCAGCAAGGUCUGGAAAAUAUUUGUUUAUGGGAAAAGAUACUGAUUUCUUGGAAGAUAAUAUUACAAUAGCAAAUCUAAAGAUAUUUGGUAAAAUUCUAAAUGAUGAUAAUCAUGAAUACGAAUCGUUGAAAGAGAACAUAUCAUCAAUUUUAAGUAGCGGUGUAGGUUAUAAGAAUGGACUUACAGAUAAUUUCUAUUCAUUUCAACAAAAUCAUUUAUCUCUUUUAAAAAACCGAGAAUUUACAAUUUCACUCAAGUCCAUGUUACAAAUUGAUUAUAUUUGUUUAACGUUUUUUGUCAAGAAAACAAUUAUUCCUGGUAUAUUCUCCAUUCAACUCUCAUCUAAUACUAAUUUGACAAUGAAAAUUUUAAAUUCCGUCUUAGGACAAACAGCUUGUAAAUCACUAAAAACUAAUUCAAAAAUUAAUACAAUAAUUAUUAAAUUAAUAAAUACUAAAGCUAAAAUAACUGAAGUUGAUUUAUUCUAUAGUAGAAUAAGAUAUGAAUUGUUCGAUGGUUCUUCAAAGGAUUGUUUAAGACAAUAUGACAUAUUUGCGACCAUUUCAUUGGCAAAUACGUAUAAUAAAUUUGGAAUAAUAACAAAAGAUGACAAACUAGAUUUAUUAGAUAUUUUGAUGUUAGCAUACGCAGAUCAAAAUUUAUAUAAAGUUAGUAAUUUUAAUGGUCAAACGUUUAAAAAUGGUAGACAAAUAUAUUGGUUCAAAUGCUCGUUUACGUCUAAUAGAAUUCAAAUAUACUCUUUAAAAAACAAUCUAAAAGAUAUUAAAUUACAAACUUUAGCCAUAUUUUGACGUAAAAACCAGAUGUUGUUUAUUUUCCAUUUUUUAUUACUAAUACAUAGAAUGAAUCAUCGAAACAGUAGUUAUUACGAAAGUUUGCGCAACUCCAGGCAGUUGGUUAUAUCAUUAAGCAACUUCCUAAUCGUAUACUAUAUGAGAUUUUAAGCUUACUAUGCAAAAUUUUUACUUGGUGAAAUUGGCAACAAUUUUAAUAGUUUUGUUUUUCUUGUUUGUCACGUUGUCCCUUCCAAGGACUGUUAAAUUAGUUUAAUAAAAUCAAACUGUUCAGAGUUUGUCAGACAGCGAUAAAAGUUUAUACUAACAGUACAUCAGAUAUCAAUACUACAAUAUUUCUGCAAAUUUUAAAUUAAAAGAAAACAUGUUUUGCAAACAUAAACAGAUAGUAGUGCCA